Molecule: messenger RNA, 165 nt
Organism: Macroventuria anomochaeta
Lineage: Eukaryota; Fungi; Ascomycota; Dothideomycetes; Pleosporales; Didymellaceae
Exons: 1
Coding region: 1-165 (54 amino acids)
Source: RefSeq, a predicted model, not a curated record
AUGAGCGGUUGGGUUUUAGACGCUGAGAGUGACUAUUUCUUACCGGUCGCACGAGAGAUCCAACAACGCUGUCGCAAUCGAAUCGUCAAGAGGACACCCACGAGGCACGGGUUGGAAGUGGGGCUUCGGCCUGUACCGACUAGGGAACUGUCCGAACUACCAUGA